Epinephelus lanceolatus (giant grouper) is the source of this 1535-nucleotide messenger RNA. Lineage: Eukaryota; Metazoa; Chordata; Actinopteri; Perciformes; Serranidae. The record is from RefSeq and is a predicted model, not a curated record.
CACAGAGGGAAUUUUUCAAAUCGAGAAGAAGCGCUCUGUGUUCAUAGGAGAGGAGUUUAACAACACACACAAUGCAGAGACCAAACAAAGGGAAGACUCCUCGGAGGCCUGGCCCCAAAAAGGCAUCCAACAUAGACAAAGAUCCUGUGGGAGUAUACUGCCGUAUACGUCCACUUGGAGCAGAAGAUGAGGAAUGUUGUGUUGAGAUGAUCAGCAGCUCCACUAUCCAGCUACAUGCUCCUGAUGGCCUCAAAGCCAACCGCAAUGGAGAAUACAAAGAGACACAGUACUCCUUUAAAAAAGUAUUUGGUAUUAAUACCACUCAAAUGGAGCUGUUUGAGGAUGUUGCCAAGCCCCUGAUAGAGGACCUUAUUCAUUGUAAGAAUGGACUGCUAUUUACAUAUGGUGUUACUGGAAGUGGUAAGACCUUCACCAUGACCGGCUCACCUGGGGAAGGUGGACUCCUCCCUCGUUCUCUGGAUAUGCUCUUCAACAGCAUCGGCCCCUUUCAGGCCAAAAGAUUUGUGUUUAAGCCAGAUGAAAAAAAUGGGAUGGAGAUCCAGGAUCAAGUUGAUGCUCUCCUGGAGAGACAGAAGCGAGACAGUCAGCAGUCUGUGCCCAAAACGCCGUCCUCCAGGCAGAGGCCGGACCCAGAGUUUGCAGAUAUGAUCAGCACAGAGGAGGCAUGUAAAUCUGAGAAUGUGGAUGAAGACUGCUGUUACAGCGUUUUUGUGUCCUACAUUGAGAUCUACAACAACUACAUCUAUGAUCUCCUUGAAGAUGCUCCAUUUGACCCAAUCAGACCAAAAGUGCCUCAAUCUAAGAUUCUCCGUGAAGAUCAGAAUCAUAACAUGUACGUGGCUGGCUGCACAGAAGUUGAGGUCAAAUCUACAGAGGAGGCUUUUGAAGUCUUUUGGAAGGGGCAAAAGAAAAGGAGGAUAGCCAACACUGAACUGAACCGUGAAUCCAGUCGUUCCCACAGUGUGUUCACAGUAAAGUUGGCCCAGGCACCACUGGACGCUGAUGGUGACCACAUUCUACAGGAUAAAAACCAGGUGAAUGUGAGUCAGCUGUGUCUGGUUGACCUGGCAGGCAGCGAGCGCACCAGCAGAACCAGAGCAGAAGGAAACCGCCUCCGUGAAGCAGGCAAUAUUAACCAGUCCUUGAUGACACUGCGCACAUGCAUGGAGGUCCUGCGUGAAAACCAGAUGUGUGGAACUAAUAAGAUGGUGCCUUACAGGGACUCUAAAGUUACACAUCUGUUUAAAAACUACUUUGAUGGAGAAGGGAAAGUCAGGAUGAUCGUGUGUGUCAACCCAAAGGCUGAUGAUUACGACGAAACCAUGCUGGUGAUGCGCUUUGCAGAGAUGACCCAGGAGGUGGAGGUGGCACGACCGGUUGACCGGCCAAUCUGUGGCCUUGCUGCUGGGCGCAGACACAGAAACCGGGCCUUCAAGGAUGAACUGUCACGCCGUCUGGAAGAGCGAGGCGGUCCCAGUAAUGCUGGUAAAUCACCCUCAGAUCUGUACUACUGA